This is a messenger RNA of Kockovaella imperatae, 4188 nucleotides long. RefSeq lists its product as hypothetical. Gene Ontology annotation, molecular function: cysteine-type deubiquitinase activity. Gene Ontology annotation, biological process: protein deubiquitination. The coding region runs from base 229 to 4071 and encodes 1280 amino acids. NCBI's taxonomy places the organism in Eukaryota, Fungi, Basidiomycota, Tremellomycetes, Tremellales, Cuniculitremaceae. The record is from RefSeq and is a predicted model, not a curated record. The transcript has 13 exons.
UCGUCGCAGUUCUCUAUACAUUCAAUUAGCAUUCGUUCACUGCUGACUGUCCAGACGUCGAGAGGGCAGACACAUCAGCGCAUCUUGAUGAGCCUCGUCAACCCAAUGAGAAGCAUCUAGUCGAGCCGACCUGAUCCCUUUACUUCGAACCUCUCUCUGCUGGGUAGAGUCACCCCCGUCUCCCCUUUCCUGUGUUGAGCGCAUCAUUCCAUCAGUCAACUCGCCAUCAUGCCAUCCACAACGGAGGAUCAUCCCUUGCAUGGCAUGUCAUUAACAGAGCUUCAGAGCCUCGCCAAGGAUCUUCCAGAUGUACUGGAUCUAUCGCCCAAAGAAUGGUUCGAGAAAGCACGCCAUGCCGCUGAUAAAGCCGUCCUAGCUGAACGUUGGAAGCGGAAGGAGGAGAUGUUCGUGGAAUACAUCAGAGCUUGUCAGUGUUAUCAGAACACUAGGGUACAUCCAAAGUAUGCAGAGGAAAAGAAGAAGGAUCUGCAUUGGACCAACAGGGUCAAAGAAUUCCAGGAGAUGUACGAAUCCUUCCUUCAGAGGGCCAAGGAGGUGAAAGACGCUUUGAAAGAUAAGGAGUCACAUCAGCCAAAUGGGGCUUCCCAUGUAGGGUCGUCUCACACCGAUCGACCGAAUAUGCCCGAUACACAAUCGAACAAUGGACCAGACACAAAGACAAUCGGCAGUAUAGCAGACCGAAUGAGAGCAUUACAAGGAGCUGGCAUGGAGUCUGGUCCAUCAAAUCUAAGAGGCUCAACGCAGCGUGGCAUCCCCGAUUCGAAAUCCAGUACGGGAGGCUCAACGGUCACCGCUGGUGUCGGUGCUCACGGCCUAGCAAGGAGAGCGGGACAAGUCGAUGGCCCUCAAGCUAAAUCUACAAGCUCCACCGGUCAGUCAGAGAAUCAUAGACCGAAGCCGAUUGUCCCACCAAAGCCGCAGGCACUAAAGCAACAUGGUUCACCGGCGGCGGACCAGCAGAAUCAUCCUCAAAACAGUGCCACCUCUUCUUCUGCUACACAGGGUCAGACGAGACAAUAUCGCUCAGCAACUUCUCCUACACAGCCAGAGUCUCCGAGCUUCCAACGCCCAACAUUACAAUCGCACCACUCUGGACCCACUCAUUCUCAUCGCAGUGUCUCUCCAUCCAGGUCCCAAGGGCCAACCACACCUUCCUCGCCUCACCGCUCCAUGAAGUCCCCGCUAGCUUCGCCCACAAAAGUCGUAUCAACACCGCCACCGCAUGCUUCUCGCUCCCAUUCGACCGACGAAGUGAACGAUUUCGAAAAGGCAUUCCCGUCACUCAGCGAUUUCGGUAAGCAAUUCGAGUUGUCCGACGAGCCACCGCCAAUCAUGGGGACGAUUUUCGAGGACAGUGAAGCGCCUCAUGGUCGCUCGAAUCGGUCGGGCAGCAUACCUGGGCCCAAACCUGGCGGUCCAAGGGAGCCUAGGAAAGGAAGCUUCCGAAAAGACACAGAUGAGGAGAUCUCGUUCCCCUCAGUGCCCAACUUUCCAGAUAUACCGUCCGCGCCGACACAUAAGCCAAACGAUCUCCCGCCACCGCCGUCAGACGCGAAUGAUCUGAAGAAGCCCCAUGGGGACCCUCCGAAGGCUUUUCAUCCUCCAAGCCCUGAUCUUGGAUCUGAGCUCAAGCGGUCUGCCAGUACUCCAAAUGUCGCGACGCUUAUGGAUGACGACGAGAAAAUGUUUCCAGUCGCUCCCACUGAAGUGUCCAAACCUGUGCCGCCUCCAAUGCCAGAAGCCCUCCGAAAGCAUCGCGCCAACGGCAGUGGGUCCAGUGCUCAACCGACUUCUAUACCUGGCGGCAAUCCAAAGCCGGAAUCAUCUCGGCCUCUACCCACGCACUUUGAGAAGCCCAGAUUUCCACUAACAAACUCCAUCGAGCCGGACACCAUCCGCACGUAUCUCUUAAAUCCCGCUGUGGAUGUCUUAUUCUUGGAUGUCAGACCCGAGGAGGAGUACAAAAUCAGUCACGUGGGAGAAGAGUAUGAGGAGAGAGGAGCCAAGGUCACAGUGGUGUGGAUGGACCCGACAGUCCUGUGUAGAGAUGGCAUGACAUCGGCCAAGCUAGAAGAUGCUCUGUCGCUCUCCCCUGAGGUCCAGCGCAAAGCAUUCGAGAAGCGCAACAAGUACGACGUCGUUGUGGUGUAUGAUUCCAAGUCAAAGUCGUGGCCCAGAAAGGAGACUGGUUCCACGAUCCCGCCACUGGCUCGCUUAUGGGAGAUCAUCUAUGAACAAGAGUUCUCCAAGAAGCUCGAAAGGACACCUGUACUCCUCUCUGGGGGUUACGCAACUUGGGUAGAGUUCAUCAAGGGUCGAGCGGCGAAGCAUGCGGCAGAUUAUGCUAGGAUGACGGCGAUGGCUCAAGCGAAUGGACAUGGCGUGAAGUCACCAAAGCUGCCAAAUGGGUAUACUCACGAACGAUCCUCGUCUCGGCCUCUCUCUGGAGACAUGACGGCGAAGCGGGUCAAUCGAGACAUGCCCGUUUAUCAGUCAUCCCAAUAUGCCAAAAAUAUAACCGACAGUUUCGGAUACGCUCCGCAAUCAAUGACUGGAGAUUCUGCUUACCAACGCACAGCUUCUGGACGACCCUACGUCACCUCCCCUACGGCGUUACCCCUAGCCUCGCACUCUCCCUCUAAAUCUACCUCCUCUUACUCUGCCAAUCAGCCUUCUGCCAUUGCCCCGCCUCCACAAGCUUCCAUACGCCCAGGGCCAGGCAGCAGGCGGCGAAGCGACUUCGUCGAGCAUGAGAAUCAAAGUUAUCCAGGAUACGCCUCGCCACCAUCGCGCUCAUCGGUCGAUUAUCCUCAAGCCCAUGCUCUGGCGAAAGUGCCUCAACCACCUCCUCCGGCGCAGAGUCAUUCGUUCGAUAGGUAUGAUACCAGGCCUGCUGUAGUUCGAUCUGGCUCCAUCCGCGGGUUGGACCUGGUGUCGCGAGAGGGCGACGAAGUCCGAUAUUGGAAUAGCGUAGCGUUGGGUCUGACUGGGUUGAAAAACCUUGGGAACACGUGUUACAUGAACUCGACGAUUCAAUGUCUGAGCGCAACAUUCCCCUUCACCUCUUACUUCCUAGAUGGCAGCUAUAAGCGAUCAAUCAACGUGAACAACCCUUUGGGCAUGAAGGGUGCACUGGCAAACGCAUUCGCAGAGCUCCUCAAGGCCAUGUGGAAGGAAGAUUACACGUUCUUGUCCCCCGUUACCUUCAGAAAGGGAAUCAUCAAUUUUGCACAUCAAUUCUCAGGAACCGACCAACAUGAUUCUCAGGAAUUCCUCUCCUUUGUCUUGGACGGUCUCCAUGAAGACUUGAACAGGAUCAAGCAGAAACCCCCACCCAUCGAAAUGACUCCCGAGCGAGAGGCCGCGCUGGAGACGCUGCCUCCAGAAGUAGCGUCCGAGAAAGAAUGGCAGAUCUACAGGAGACGCGACGACAGCUUUAUCGUGGAUUUGUUCCAAGGGCAAUAUCGGAACAGAUUGGAAUGCCUGACUUGCCACAAGACCUCCACAACCUACGACACUUUCAUGUACCUGUCACUUCCCGUCCCGACCAACAAGAAGCACGUGAUCCUCCAAGAGUUGAUCGACGAGUUCGUCAGCUCGGAGAUGCUUGAGAAGGAUGAUGCUUGGAAUUGCCCUCGUUGCAAGGUACCUCGGACUGCAUCCAAGACUCUCACCCUAUCACGAUUGCCCCCGAUCCUUUUGAUCCAGCUCAAGCGAUUCUACACGAAGGAUGGCAUGUUCUGGAACAAGUCUGAGACGCCCGUCAUAUACCCAGUCAAUUCGAUGGACUUAACUCGUUAUCUUCCGUCUCAUCAAAUGACAGGCAAGGAGGACUUGGACGACCCUCGGACACAGAAUGCGCCAUUCAAGUAUGAUCUGUACGGCGUGACAAAUCAUAUGGGUUCUCUGAGCUCCGGUCACUAUACCUGCUACGUCAAGAGCUCGAAGGGAUGGAUGUUUUGUGAGGAUAGUCGUAUCACUCCUGCCAGAGAGAAUGACGUGGUGUCACGUCCAGCCUACAUUCUGUUUUACAAGCGCGUUAGAGUCUGAUCCCGGUGCUCAACACGGGUUACAUGUUAUCGAGGGUUUUUGCAAGGAUCCGCAAGAGAAAGCAUGCUUCAGUCGUUGUAUUAACUAAGUUGUGUAUGCAUCAGCUUUCUUGACUUG